Molecule: messenger RNA, 2997 nt
Organism: Melanotaenia boesemani (Boeseman's rainbowfish)
Lineage: Eukaryota; Metazoa; Chordata; Actinopteri; Atheriniformes; Melanotaeniidae
Exons: 2
Coding region: 505-2067 (520 amino acids)
Source: RefSeq, a predicted model, not a curated record
AUAAUUGUGCUAAUUUGUGAUACAUGUGGCAUUCCACUAACCUAAUGUUUUACUGUAGGCUGGGACAGUGACAUGUGUGCUAUCUUUCUGCUUCUACAUCUGCUACCACCAUCUGCACAAGGACGGAAGAGGCCAGGAAAGAUGUCUGCAUCACAAGCUGUGGAUCACCUCAUAAGAUUCAUCAAAGCUGGAACCAGUGUACAGCAGCAUCUUGAUGACAUCACCCAAAGCAGUCAGCCCUAACUUCUUGCUCAGGGACCCACAAGAAGCAGGAUUCACACCUUCUUCAUUGUGAUUGACAAGCAUGCACUUCCAUGUAAGGCGACAGGUUCAGUGGGAGCCCUUGACGAACUCUUUAGGGCCCAUUAUGUCUUUGGUACGCCCUACAGUUCUUCCCUGACAAAUUUUUUCACUUUUCUGCAAACAACCAUUUACAACAUUGACAUUGGAGGAACAAAGGAAACUCCUAGAGUUGCGAGCAAGAAUGGUGCAUGAGAUCACACAAUGAAGCGUUUUCUUUGCAAAAGUGAACAUUUUAGACCAAACAGCCUUAUAAAGCAUCUUAAAAUUAUCCAUGGUCUCUGCACUGGCAGGACUUUUAAUCCUAAAUGUAGGCAGGCAGGAUGCUCACGUUCUUUGGUUAGUUUUUCUGGCUUUAGGAAGCAUCUAAACAAAUGUCAUGUAAGCGGUUCAUUUGAGUCCAUAGAAGAAGGUGAUUUUUCACCUCAUCAAGGUGUUGACACAAGUAUUGCCACUGCUGUUGAUGGGUCAUCUGAACAUUUAGAGGCCGAGUCAGAAUUCUCUUUAGCAAACCUUGUAAAUAGUUGUGCAGCUGUAAUUUCUGACUUAAAGGCAGCAGGUGUAGGCCACAGUGUUGUGAAUUCUGUUGUGAUUUCCAUGGAAGAGAUUGUUCAAGAUAUCCAGCAGCAUGCAAAAGAAACUGUGAUUAAGCAUGUUUUUAAUGAUGAAAGAGAAACUGAAAUGUGCAAGAAAGUUGAAGCAUGUUUUGAGGAGUUAGAGAAUCCUUUCACAAUUCUGAAUUCAGAAUACAAGUGGUCAAAAUUCUUCUUUGGCAAGUUUGAAACUGUCGAACCAGUUGAGUGUGUGAUUGGCUCAAGACUUGACACAAGGCGAAAUAAAGAGACUGGAACAUAUGAUCAAACAGUUGUUCAAGAUAAAUUCAUGUAUGUUCCAAUUUUGUCUACAUUGGAGUCAAUAUUUAAAAGUCCGUAUACUGCAGAAAUGUUGUGCUCUGCCACUGACGACUCAAGACUCAGAAAUAUUUGUGAUGGAUCUUUAUUUAAGACUCACCUUCUGUUUUCAACUGAAAAGCACACAGUGCAGAUCCAAAUGUUCUAUGAUGACUUUGAGGUUGCGAAUUCUCUUGGUUCCAAGCGAGGUAUUCAUAAACUGGGUGCACUAUAUUUUACCUUAAGAAACUUCUCUCCAAAAUGGAAUUCUCUUUUGGCCAACAUACACCUGUGUGCCUUAUUUCAUGCACAAGAUCUUAAACGGUAUGGUUUUAGUGAAAUACUUGCUCCUAUUGUUCGAGAUAUUAAACUGUUAGAGACUGAUGGUAUUGAGAUUCCAAUAUAUAGUGGCCGUGUUCGUGGAAGUUUGGUACAGGUCACUGGGGAUAAUUUAGGCUUACAUAGCUUGUUCGGUCUGGUGGAGUCUUUCAGUGCCAGGUACUGUUGCAGGUUUUGUUUAGCUGAAAAAGAUGACUUUCAAACAGAAUUCUCUGAAGAGUCCUCCAAAAUAGUCUUGCGCACCAAAGACACCUACACUGCUCAUUGUCAAGAAAUGGCUCAUAAUCCAUCUCUCCCUUAUGUUUUUGGUGUAAAGAGUUCAUGCUUAUUGAAUUCACUGACGUAUUUUCACAUAGCAGAGAACUUCUCAGUUGAUGUGAUGCAUGAUAUUUUGGAGGGGGUGGCCCAGUACGAACUGAAGCUUUUGUUUUCGUAUUUUAAAGAACGCGUUACACUUGGGGAGCUGAAUUUGAGAAUAGAAAGUUUUGAUUAUGGAUUCAUGGAGAGAAACAAUAGGCCAGUGGCUGUAAAUUUCUAAUGAUUCUAAUGAGUCUAAUGAUUUGGGAUUGAAUGCAGUUCAGUCGUGGUGCUUAUUGAGGAAUGUUCCACUCAUCUUUGGAGAUUUGGUAACCUCUACUGACCAACAUUGGGGCCUACUGCUUUUAUUACUUCAAAUAAUAAACAUUGUAUUUUCUCCCAUGUUAUCUCAAGGCCUGUGUGUAUAUUUAAAACACUUGAUUGUUGAACACCACAAACUGUUCAAGAUGGUGUUUCCCCAGAAAAACUUUUACCAAAGCACCAUUUUCUUAUCCACUAUCCCCGCUGCAUUCAGAAAAUAGGACCUGUACUUCAUAGCUGGUGCAUGCGCUAUGAAGGUAAGCAUAAUUUUUUUUAAGGAAAAGCUCAAAUCCUUUAAAAAUAUCACUAAAACGUUGGCCAAAAAACAUCAGAAUCAUAUGGCAUAUAUUUGGCGAUCUUCAACAACUUUUAGUCGGCUGGAUAUUGGUCCAGGAAAAAUGGUGUCUUUAAAAAUGGUAAAAGGAGGUUCUGGAAUUGCCAUGUCAAUGCAACUGCCCAGUAAUGUUCAAGUUAUGAAAGUGAAUUGGGCUAAUCACAAUGGUUUUGUUUACCACCCACAUCUGGUCAAUUGUGGCAAAGUUGAAUCUGAAAUGCCUCUUUUUUUACCAGAUUGUGUCAGUUCUAAUAAUGCAUGAGAAAUUGUUGCUACUCACUUCACCUUUAUUUACAGUAACUUUCCAAGAACAUUUCAAUGCAUGUGAAGUGACCAGAAGCAAGAUUUUGUUGUCUUCCAUGUUGACAAUCUGCAAUAUCCUAGGCCUUUUGACAUACAAAUGUCAUAUGGAGUGAAUGACACAGCUCUCUUUGUUGUACCAUAUUGUUUUUUAUUGGUGAGCACCGUGUAAUGUGGGUAACAUGUUUUAUCUCACUCACAAAACAUAAUAAAUGC